Myxocyprinus asiaticus (Chinese sucker) is the source of this 3830-nucleotide messenger RNA. RefSeq names its product guanine nucleotide-binding protein G(o) subunit alpha-like. Lineage: Eukaryota; Metazoa; Chordata; Actinopteri; Cypriniformes; Catostomidae. Gene Ontology annotation, biological process: G protein-coupled dopamine receptor signaling pathway; adenylate cyclase-modulating G protein-coupled receptor signaling pathway. Gene Ontology annotation, cellular component: heterotrimeric G-protein complex. The transcript has 8 exons. The record is from RefSeq and is a predicted model, not a curated record. Gene Ontology annotation, molecular function: GTPase activity; GTP binding; mu-type opioid receptor binding. The coding region runs from base 1598 to 2662 and encodes 354 amino acids.
AAAUCAAAAAGUUAUGUAUUAUAUAUAUUCUCCCCUCCCCCGGUCACAUUUCUAUCAGAUAUUCAUCUUCAUACAGCAGCUUGUGCAUCUUUCUGUUUGUAUAUUUGUGUUUUAACCUUUGUGCACACUGUUAAAAUGCACAAUUAUUUAUUGAAGUUUAUUCUGCUGUGCAAAUAUCUGUUUCCUUGGUAAGCUCAACAAACAGAAGUUUCUAAGAGUCUUUUUAUAUUAGUGUGAAAUGAUGCAUGUGUAUGAAUACAUUUUAAGGCAUUAGAAUGAAUGGGGAUAUCCCAAGAUCAGCAUCUUCAGAGAUUUGCACCAGCAGACUUUAAAAUGCACUGAGCUCUGAGUAGUUGCUAAAGCACAAACACUUAAAGCGUUAUUAUACUCUAUGUUGCUAUCUAAAAUCCAGCAGCAGAACAUCUGGCUCAUAUGCCAGGGGUUAAGCAUUAGAGAAAUCCACAGAAAUCUUUGAGCUGUAAGAUUGUGUGUGUGGGGAGGGGUAAUUGUAUCUAUUAUAUACAGUAGAUACAUUGAGAAAGUAUUUGUAUUGCAUAUUAGUGUAUUUGUGCUCCCUCGUUGUGUGAAUGCAUCAUUUCUUUAAUUGAAUGUUCCGGGUUCAAAAUAAGUUGAACUCAAUCGACAGAAUUUGGGGCAUAAUGUUGAUUACCACAAAAAAUAAUUUCGACUUGUCUGUCCUUUUCUUGAAAAAAGUAAAAACCGAGGUUACAUGUGAGGCACUUACAAUGGAAGUGAAUGGGGCCACUUUUUGGAGGGUUUAAAGGCAAAAAUGUGAAGCUUAUAAUUUUAUUAAAGCACUUACAUUAAUUAUUUUAUUCAAACUCAUGUAUUAUUUGAGAUGUAAAGUUGUUUAAAUCGUCAUUUUUGCAGUCGUUUUGGGUUUGUUGACAUCGUCAUGGCAACAAAGUUGUAAAAUUGGCUAUAACUACACAGAAAAGGUUUGUAAGUGAUUUUAUCACACUAAAAUCAUGUCAACACGCAUAUUGUUUACGUAUUGUGGCUUUACUUGUGAAACAGUGAGUAUUUUAACGUUUACGAUUUGUCCCCAUUAGCUUCCAUUGUAAGUGCCUAAUUGUAACCCAAUUGUUUUUUUGUUUUGUUUUUUAUGAAAAGGAUAGGCAAGUCCAAAUUAUUUUUUGUGGUAAUCAAUAUUAUGCCACAGUUGCUGUUGCUUUAGUUUAACUCGUAUUAAAGCAAAUUAUUGAUCCAAAUUAUUGUUUCGUUAUCGACACAGAUACAUAACAAAAAUCAAUGCCGAACAGAUGUUCUCGUAGCGCUGCUCUGUCUGUGACGUCAGCGCGAUGAGAGGGGUUUGCCCCUCGCGCAUUAGGUGGGAACUACAGCCUCAGAUGAGAGCUGGUGCCGGCUGUCACUGCCGCCGCCCAAUAGACACCCGCGAUCCGGAGCGCGAGCAGGACGACCACCUCCCGAUCAAGAGGCCGGAGUGCGAGCCUGUCCCUGACCUCAAUUCGGUUCGGAUGCUUUAGCGACGGCUGAGUGAGAAAGAGAGGAGAGUGUGGGACAGCGACGGAUAUUUGGGAAACAGCUCUCGCGCGUCCCGACUCUCUGUCUUGCAAUGGGAUGCACGUUAAGCGCAGAAGAGCGCGCGGCUCUGGACCGGAGCAGAGCGAUCGAGAAAAACCUCAAAGAAGACGGAUUAAGCGCAGCCAGAGAAGUCAAAUUACUGCUGCUCGGCGGAGGGGAGUCGGGGAAGAGCACCAUUGUCAAACAGAUGAAGAUUAUCCAUGAAGAUGGGUUCUCUGGAGAUGAUGUAAAGCAGUUUAAACCUGUGGUCUAUAGCAACACUAUUCAGAGCCUUGCUACCAUCUUGCGAGCCAUGGAGACUCUUGGUAUAGACUACGCAGACAAGGACAGAGCUGCAGACGGUAAGUUGGUAUUUGAUGUGGUCACUCGUAUGGAGGACACUGAGUCAUUCUCAACAGAGCUGCUGGCUGCCAUGAUGCGUGUGUGGACUGAUGCUGGAACUCAAGUUUGCUUCAGCCGCUCAAGAGAGUACCAGCUCAACGACUCUGCCCAAUAUUACCUAGACAGUUUGCAGCGCAUUGGAUCUCCAGAUUACCUUCCCACUGAACAAGAUAUCCUCAGAACCCGAGUCAAAACUACUGGCAUUGUUGAAACAAAUUUUUGCUUCAAGAACCUCAACUUUAGGCUUUUUGAUGUGGGGGGACAGAGAUCAGAGAGAAAAAAAUGGAUUCACUGCUUUGAGGAUGUGACAGCCAUUAUCUUCUGUGUGGCGAUGAGUGGAUACGACCAAAUGCUCCACGAAGAUGAGACCACGAACCGUAUGCACGAGUCUCUUAUGCUUUUCGACUCUAUAUGUAAUAACAAGUUCUUUGUUGACACUUCAAUCAUCCUUUUCCUCAACAAGAAGGACCUUUUUGGAGUAAAGAUCACGAAAUCUCCACUGUCUAUCUGCUUCCCAGAAUAUACAGGCCCAAAUACAUUUGAUGCCGCAGCUGCAUAUAUCCAGGCUCAGUUUGAGAGUAAGAAUCGCUCUCCUAAUAAAGAGAUCUACUGUCAUCUAACCUGCGCUACCGACACAGGAAACAUCCAAGUGGUUUUUGAUGCUGUCACUGACAUCAUCAUCGCCAAUAACCUGCGUGGGUGUGGCCUCUACUGAGCUCCAAAUCCACUUGUUGCACCUCAAUAUGGUAACAAGUGACCGAACUGACACCCCUAUGACUUUGGCCAAGGCACUCCCUUAUUUCAUUUCACUGUCAAUUUUGUCUUUUGUUCAUAAUAUUUAUCCCUUGUUUUUCUUUUGUAGUUUGUCAACACAUUGCUGGAGCUAAUAAUGUACGGGUGUGCAUGUAUAGUGUAAAAUGUGUGUGGCCGGGCAUAGAUGCUUUAAGCAUGAGUGCAUGUGUGUGAGUGUUAGUCACAAUGAGUGAGAGUGUUUGUCAGGUGAUAACACACAAGUCCGCAUGGCAGAGACUUUGAAGUGCUGACACAAUCCUAAAAUAAAAUGAUCUGAAAAACCCAGAAGGAUCAGUGUCUCUUGCAGGCUUUUUUCAUCGAGUAAUAUGUGUGAAAUAUUAAAUGACUGAGAGUUAUUGUCAUUGGUUGACUAAUCAUUUGGCAGAGCUGAAUGUCAUUGCAGAAACUGAAUGUUGUCCAGGGGCAGCUCUAAAGCCAAAGUUGUUUGUGAACUGAGCAUCGCUCCUUAUUGGGUUUCUGCCCACUGGCUUCAGGCUGUGACAUAAAAUGCCUUUCAGCUAAUGAAGCCUCUUACAAAGUGUAAUGUUGACAACAUUCUCACUCUACAUGAGCACAAGUAGAUCAAAAUCUGUUCAUUUCUGUACAAAUGAUUCUGUAGUUUAUUUAUUUAUAUAAUUAUAAGCGCAUGUAUUUACAUAUUUUGUAUCGCUCCACACUUUGUGCAUCCUAUCAAUGUCGAGCUAUGAAUACAAACAAACUAGCUAACAGACUUUGGAUGGAGAACAGCAUUAAUAUCAAGAAAGUAAUUUGGAUUCAUACAUAACUGAAUUACUGAAUGAAUGAGCUGUCAUUUCUUUUUAUCUCACUCUCUUUAUCUGAUGAUGUAAUGUGUGAGAGUGUGUACAGAUGUGUGCAUGUGUGAUGCAUGCACACUUUCUAUUCAUCCAUGAUCUGUUAUUUAACCCAGAUUUAUUUUCCCAUCCCUCUCUUCUUUUUCUCCACUCUGGAUGGAUUUUUUGUUUGGUGCACUGAAUGUUCUCUUUACUCCCUUGGGGUAUACUGCACUGUACUGCUGGUUUUAAUUUUAUGAUGACCAAUGAAAUGUUUACAUUAAAAAAGAAAACACUUUA